This is a messenger RNA of Vigna radiata var. radiata (mung bean), 642 nucleotides long. Its product is annotated as germin-like protein 8-11. Gene Ontology annotation, molecular function: manganese ion binding. Bases 1 to 642 code for a protein of 213 amino acids. NCBI's taxonomy places the organism in Eukaryota, Viridiplantae, Streptophyta, Magnoliopsida, Fabales, Fabaceae. Gene Ontology annotation, cellular component: cell wall. The transcript is spliced from 2 exons. The record is from RefSeq and is a predicted model, not a curated record.
AUGGCUAUUCCCUCAUUUUUCCUGACAGUUUUGACUCUUUCACUUUCAGUUGUUCUAGCAGCUGGUACCAGUACAUUCCAAGAUUUCUGUGUGGCAGACCCACAAGAGAAAGGAAACGGGUUGGCAUGCAAAGAUCCAAAACUUGUUGAGGCGAAUGACUUCUUCUUCAGCGGUCUUCACAUAGCAGGAAACACCACAAACCCAGUUGGGUCUAAAGUGACACCGGUUUUUGUUUCUCAGCUUCCAGGGUUGAACACUCUUGACAUCUCCAUAGCUCGCAUUGACUAUGCCCCAAAGGGCAUUAAUCCUCCUCACACGCACCCUCGCGCCACUGAAGUCUUGACCGUUCUGGAAGGCACCUUGGAAGUUGGAUUCGUCACUUCCAACCCCGAAAACCGUCACUUGAGAAAAGUUCUACAGAAGGGUGAUGUGUUUGUGUUCCCGACAGGGCUCGUCCAUUACCAGAGAAAUGUUGGGUAUGGCUAUGCUGUGGCCAUUGCAGCACUUAGCAACCAGAACCCGGGAGUCAUCACCAUUGCUAAUGCAGUGUUUGGGUCUACGCCUGACAUUGAUAGCGAUGUUCUUGCUAAAGCUUUCCAAUUGGACAAGACUACCAUCAACUAUCUACAGUCCAAGUUCUAG